Molecule: messenger RNA, 7384 nt
Organism: Hippocampus zosterae (dwarf seahorse)
Lineage: Eukaryota; Metazoa; Chordata; Actinopteri; Syngnathiformes; Syngnathidae
Gene: arid3a
Product: AT rich interactive domain 3A (BRIGHT-like)
Exons: 9
Coding region: 683-2320 (545 amino acids)
Biological process (GO): regulation of transcription by RNA polymerase II
Cellular component (GO): nucleus
Molecular function (GO): DNA binding
Source: RefSeq, a predicted model, not a curated record
UUUGCAUUUGAUUGCUGUUUGUCAACCAAUGGCCUGAGUGUGCAAGCCGGAGACUAUUCCACACGCCUACGUGUGUCUAUGCGUGUGGAUGUAUGUGCGCGUGUGUGUAUCCGCGAUCCGGGCUCUCACAUCGACACCCAAUCUCCGAAAACACAAUUACACGCCAAAGCUGAAGGUCGCCGUAAAUACCAUGCAGUCACAUGCAACGAGUUUACUUGUAACAGAUAAACACGAGAGCCGUCGCUCUUCUUUUUGUUUGCGGGGCUUUUUUAACCCCUUGUGUGUCAUUUAGGGGAGUCAGGGAAAAUCAGGAAUGCUUCUUCCGGUCCCAAAGAGUGAAAGAAACGAGCGGAAGUCGAAGUGGUUUUUGUAGACCGUCAACCUGGUCUUGUAUCUCUACUUGUGGUUCCACUGGCAGCCUCACAUCCAUCUCUUUCAUCAAGACAAGUGAAAAGUCUGCGUCUCAAGAAUAGGACCGAUUUCGUUUCCCCUCCAGGAAAAUCACCAUCGCCCUCAGCAAUCUCCAAUCAGCUGCGAGCCACUGGCGUGAUUCGCAAUUGCUUUCUGUGGACAGAAAGGUUGACCAUCAUCUCCAGACAAAGUCUCAACUGGUGCUCCCUCAGUGGGGGAGGGAGGGGAAGCUAGGCACUUGCUUUUAAACACUGUGCCGCUCGCCACAGAGAUGAAGCUGCAGGCCGUCAUGGAGAACCUGCACAGGCAGCAAAGGGCCAAGCUGUUGAUGGAGCAGCAGCUUCAGCAGCAAGCAGCUGUCCAGCACUCUCACGUCCGCCCAGGUGGGGUAGCGGGGGAUGACUCGAUAAGCAGUCCGGCCCCUGAGACGGAGCAAGCCCAGUUGGUGGCCCUGGCAGCCAUGCGUGCUGCGGCGGCCGGGUUACAGAGGGUGUCGGACAGCCACAUGUCGGAGCGCGGCAGCGGCAGUGAGGAGGAAGCUGACGAAGACGACAACGAACGAGAGGAACAAUACAAAGACAUGAUGGGGUCGGAUGAAGAGGAACAGAUCAAACAAAAGUGGGAUGAGGAGGACUUUGAAGGCGAGAUGGAAGAAGAUUUUGAUGAUGACCUCGCGGAGGAAGGUCUGCCCACAGGCCACAAUGCACUGGUGCCUGGGAAAGGUAUCCUCCUGCUGCCCCACCGCCAGCUCCACCCUCACUCGCAGCUGCUGAAGGCUCGGCCCAGUGUUGACCAAGAGCCCCGCAUAGCCAACUUGCCUCCCCACGCCACACACAGCCAUCUGGGCCAAGACCACGGAGAAUGGACCUACGAGGAGCAGUUCAGACAACUGUAUGAAUUGGAUGGAGACCCAAAGAGGAAAGAGUUUCUUGAUGACCUCUUCAGCUUCAUGCAGAAAAGAGGAACCCCUGUGAAUCGUAUUCCCAUCAUGGCCAAGCAGGUCCUGGAUCUGUACAUGCUCUACAGGCUGGUGACGGAGAAGGGGGGCCUGGUGGAGGUCAUCAACAAGAAACUGUGGAGGGAGAUCACCAAGGGACUUAAUCUGCCUACCUCAAUCACCAGUGCGGCCUUCACCCUGCGCACACAAUACAUGAAGUACCUGUACCCAUAUGAAUGUGACAAGAGGGGUCUGAGCAACCCCAACGAACUCCAGGCCGCCAUCGACAGCAAUCGACGGGAAGGCAGACGACAGAGCUUCGGCGGCUCCCUCUUCACAUACUCCCCCAACGGGACACCCACCAUGCUGUCUUCGCCAAAGCUCUCCACACCCACCAUGGGUUUGACUGUAGCCACCAAUGGGGCCUCGCUCACCCCCAUCCAGAAGAUCAAGAAGGAAGAAGAGGGCGGACAACCUUUCCAUGGAGUCGGUGUGCCUCGCAUGCCAGUGGGAGCCCUGGCGAGUCACUCGGUGGCUGCCGCCGCGGCAGCCCAGGCGGCGAUGGCAGCUCAGGUUGCGGCGUUGGAACAGCUGAGGGACAAACUGGAGGCCGGCGAGCCGCCCGAGAAGAAGAUGGCGCUGCCAGCAGAGGAGCAUCAACGACUCCUGCAAAGAGCACUGCAACACAACUUGCUGGCAAUGACAGCCCAGAUACCGAUGAACAUCCGCAUCAACCAACAAGACGGCAGGCAGGACUCUGCCAUGAACCUCACGACCAACAGUACAAACAGCAUAAGCAUGUCAGUCGAGCUCAACGGAGUCGUGUACGCUGGUGUCCUUUUUGCUCAGGCACCAGCUGGGUCAGCCCCAUCAGGGGCGUCCCUCUCCAGCAAGCCUGUUGGCAGUCGUGUCUCUCCUCAUUUGCAGCAGCAGACCAUACCUACCUCAACCUCCAGCAACCCAGUGUCUUAACAAACCCUCAGCCCCCCCCCCCCACUCCCCUUUUUUAAACCAAGCUACAUAAAGCCAAAAAAAACCCAACAACAACAAAAAACACAACAACCUCAUUUUCUAUACAGUCCACGCCAAAAAGAGAAAGCAAACACAAAGACACAAACGAACGCAAUCACUUGAAAUACACUCUCAGGUUCUGUCAUCAACUCACUUCUUUUGUUCUUCAUAUCGCCACAAUGAUUUUGGGGGAAAAUAUCCCAACAGAGAGCCAGUAUAUGUUAAACAAAACAAUAUGUAUGUACAUCCUGUGAAUUAUUUAUUUCUACAUACGUGUUCAGCUUCUGGACGAACAAAAGAGAAGUGAAUAAGCAGGGAGGGCUAAUGCACUGUUUACACGUAACAAACACAGCUACUGACUGACAGCAAGGUUUCAUCCUCUCGGGGAGAGAUUCUUUUUGUUUGACCUUUUACUUGUUGUUUAUUGUUAUUUUGACCUUCGGGAUAGUGUUUUAUCCUUUAAAUCUUGAUCAAUGCCAUCACGGCAGGAAAACAUUGAUAUAUUUCGAAUUCUAUCAAAAGAGUACAAAAUAUCCUCUAUUUUUAAUCAGAAAGCCUUGAAAAGUAUAUGCCGUUUCUGUGAGCUACUUGUGUGCAAACCAGAUACCUAAUGAACACAGCAGCCGUUGUAGAGCAGUCUAGAUGAACGUAUUUGGCGACCAGAUGACGUGAUAGCUCAACAUCCCUGCUGGACUCAUGCAUUGUCCUCCUUUUUUUUUCCCCGCCGCUAGGCCGGUUCCACGAUGUCAAAGCUAGCUCGGUAUGCUUCGCCAUUCUCAACUUUUGCUAUGGCUGCACUUCAGCAUGCUUCGGCGUUGAUACGCAUCCUCAUAACGUUCUUGCCAGCUUCACGACGUGAAGGAUACUCAGAUCGCUCUCAGGAGUCCACACAACUGCAAUGCUUUCGGCGUCUGUACAGGAAGAUCAAUUUGUAUCUUGAUUUUCUGUUCUUAACUCGUUUUUCUCGUGAGGUGAUUGUCUUAAGGUCAGAUGCAUGCCUGUGUUUGUGGAUCAAGCCUGAAGGGAAACGGAUUUCCUUUCAGGAGUUCACAGGACCUGUCUAUCCACUUGAUCCUUGUUGUCGUGAAGACCCUCGUUCGGACAAUCAGGUGUCGGGAGGCGUGCUCACUGCGUCUCAGAGGAGCUGAUGUAGUUAAAUUUAGAUCUGGCGCUUUCUUGUUGUGUUUUUGUGUUAUAGAUGUCAGAUACGUAUAAAUAUAUCAAUAUAUUUGGUGUGUGUUUUGUUAAACAGGACUUUGUGCGUCUCAUCUAAGUGCUUCUUACCCUUAUCCUGCUGUUUGGAGGACCGGGUCAUCCUCAGAUUUCCGAGAUUAAUCAUAUAACUUGUGUUACCUCUGCAGUGGUUGUCAACUGCCGGCCACACUACGCCAAACAACCUCAUUCCUCCCGACGAUCGGGUGUGAACCAUGCUUCGCUGAUAAGUUCUUUUUCAGAGGCCUUGAACAGUCCGAGAUAAACAUUUGUCACUUUUUUUCUGUUCUGAGCAAAUAUUAUCAGCUGCUUUCGCUUUGAUCAGAGCCUUGCUUUUCUGCCUCGGGUCACGACCGGCUGCUAAACAAACGUGUCUGAGAAAACGCUGUGCCGCUCACGCUGUGAUUGUACUGUAUAAUCUCACUUCCCCGGUUGGACAAAAUGGAAUUCACACAGGAGUAUUAUGGACCUACUGAAGAGGGAGGGGGAAAAAAAAGAAUACUGUAAUGUGAGGAUAAGGUGAUAUGAUUACGAGAGCAAUGUCAAAGUAGAAUGGGGAAGGAAAAAAAAAACAACCUUGAAAACAUUUAAGAGGUUCUGGUUCAAAUCUCGGCUCAGUCCCAGUAUGGAGUUUUGUAUGUUUCUCCUUGUGUUUGCCUGAGUUUUCUAAACGCAUUCACAUUCCAAAAGCAUACUUGUUAGAUUCAUCCGUCGCUCUUAAAAUGAGUGUGGAUGGUUGUUUGUGGACACGUGCGAGUUGUCCACAGUGUACCACGCCUCUCAGCCAAAUACACUUGGACAAGGCUUAAGCUCUCCCGCGAUCCUAAUAAGGAGAAAUGCUCAAGAAAAUGGAUGGAGCCUUCACUAUUUUACAGACUUUUACAUUGACAUAUGUCCUUUUGUAAUUGAGUAACGUUGCUCUUGUAAUAUUCCAACUUUAUUCUUGUCAUUUUCCAAUUUUGUAAAAAAAAUUCUUUUUUUUCCUUUUUAAAUGUUGCCAUAGUCGGGAAUAUAAUAGGAAAGCUCUCCCCCCCUUUCCACAAAUGGGUGCUGUGUCGAGUCAUUGCCAAACCAGAUGUGCGCAAGAGUAGCAAAGCGCACAGCUGCUCCGUGCUGACACAGUAGGUCAUAUAUUGUCUUUUGAAGCUUCACAUUUCAUGAGGUACCACCUGCUACUACGAGCCAACAACGGAUUGAACCGGUGCCAUCACCCCCGUGUUCCAAGUGCUAACUGGGAACAGUGUUUGGGGGGUGUAUAACCCCACCAGGAAGAAAGUGAAACUUUUUUUAACAUUAAUUUUCUUACCUCCAUAUGGUACCUUCAGAACCUGAUGUUGGGUUAAAAUAAUGCAAUCAGCAGCAUUGUACGGACUGUUACAUUUAACAGUCGGUAUCAGAUUCACCAAAUAUACUUUCUUAGCAACCGCACAUAUAGGUGCAUAAUGCAACACAGCGGACUUUUUAUUGUUACGUCAAGUCUGCAUGAUACCCGGUGGUUCAACGGUUUAGUCAGAAGUACUCGUGAAGAUAUGAAAUUGUAUGAUGAUUGGUAGCGGCUUCGGGAUCAGAUUCUCAGAGUCGAUUCUGUGAAAGCGAAGUAACAAGGAUGGAUAGUGCCUUCUAACUGUAGACAAUAGUACAGAUGCAUUCCAAAGCUUUGCUAACAUUUAUACAAAGCAUUACUAAAUACAUGACUCAAAUAAUAACAAACUUCCGUAUUUGUUUGCGGACUAACUAUGAAUACGCUACUGGGCUUUUCUUAUGUUGUGUAAACUAUUCCUAUAAGUUCUGCAUAUGACAUGAAGAAUAACUUUAUAUUACAUUGGGGAAUGCAUUUGGCUUUUUUUCUUUCUUAAGUAGCAGAUGUCAGAGAUGCUGUAAAAGAGCUGACAAUCAAAUCAAGGCGCUCUCGUAAAAAGCAGCUGUUUGGGGGAGGGAUGCUGGAGGGAACGAAAUUCAAUCAAUCCUGAGCGAAAGGAUCAACAUUGAAUUUUUUUUUUUUUAAACACAUUUGUCUCCAUGACCUUUUGGCCCCUUGGCAACAUUCAAGCACCCCUUCACCCCCACCCUCCUUCUCUCCUCUAUGGAUCUAUGUUUGUUCGACCAGUACUGUGAGAUAUUUGCGUUUGAACAAUUGCUGUCUUUUUCUGCCCCUCUCAAACGACUGCAUUUCAACCUGAGGUUGCCGUGUUGUUGUUUUUUUUUUGUUUGUGUAUUUGUUUGGUUGGUUGGUUUUUUCAGUGCGUGCCGGUGACAAUCAGGAGAUAUUGUGAAAACACUGUGUACCUCCAGACACUCUUGGACAUCCCUUCAGCCACUGUUUCGACACCUUUCUACCUCAAUGACUUUGACACGCUGGGGGGGGGGGGGGGGGGGGGGCUGGAGGGGGGAGAAAACCCCUGGAUGAUCAUGAUAUUGAUUACGUUAGCCCUCCACUAAUGACCACGGACAAUCAGAUAUCAGCUAAUCUGGACUUUCUUCUUGAUUUGUUGCCAUUGCCUUGUGGAAAGUAAAGGAAGUUUGUGGUAAGAGCACCCCGUCGUGGAAAUGUUUUGUAGUUGAACCCGCCAAGUGGUUGAAUAUCUUUACAAUGUUUUCUUUGUUUGGAUUCAAAAACUUUGGAAAGGAGCAUUGAAAGUGUUGAUCUCAGAUGUGUUAAGAUUGACUCUGAAAUGGUCACACUUCAUUCUUGCUUUUUCCCCACAGCUCUUGUCAAGCGGGAUUCUCCAUGUAAAAUGCAUUUUUUUGGGGGGGGGGGUCUUAACUCGGCAAAGAAAUGUUAUUUCAUUUUUCCCCCUUAAUUAAUGCAGUUCAUUUGGAUUGAAUGCAGUCUCUAGUGCAUCUACACGUUUGUGUAGAUUGGACAAUUUCACUUUAUCCACAUGCUCACUGUGUAUAAAAAUAUCAUACUUAACGAACUUGAACUAUUGCUGCUGUCAAUCCCUUCAUGGCCCAUUCACCACCAUUUUUAAUGGGUGCGAAUGCUUCUGGAACAUCAACGCUGCCUCCGUCUCGGAUCAGGUGGACUGCAGACAAUGAAGAUAACAAAGUAAGAAGAUGCCUUCUGCUGUGACAAUUGUAUGAAUCAACAUGUAUUAUUAAGAUUCAUGGAGUAGAAUAUUUCUGAAAUAUGGCUUUUUAGGGCGAUGAAUUAUAUCACGUACGUUUGUUUUUGCUAUUUCUUUGCUUUUUUUCUUAAUGCUGUUGCAAACCAGCACGCAGAGAUUACAUUUGAGAGCAGAUUUAUUACCUUAAGGAUGAUGCCGAUAUUGGAAGAGAAUGAUAAUAAUGUGACGAUUUUAGGGGAGCUUGUGUGCUCCUCAAGUCUUCAGCUAACUUCAGAACUUCGGGAAGCGAGGCGUUGUGCCUUGACUCUGAAAACUUCUCAGGAAAAUCUACCUCUACCUCCAUUUGGAUGUAUUCACCCCAGUUGGGUGUCAAGUUCCAGUUUAGUGGGUGCACAGAGAGGGCAUGUUACAGCCCAACUUCUGCUGAUGCAAUAGCAGAGAUCCCACUGCUCAACAGUACUGCUUCUAGAGUACCACUGUUAGCACCACAAGUAGUCUUCAGUACGUUCACUCAAUAUGUGCUUUUUCCUUCUUUAUCUAUAGGCUACAAACAUGAUUUUAAUGAAUGGGAUGUGUUCUAAUAACCUUGGUGACAGUGCUGUGGGAAGGCAAUGACGCAUUUUUGUUUUCUCUCUCUUUUUUGAAUGGUGAAAAGUUAUUCUUGCCUAUUUACUCAAUAUGUGUUUGUGUGAAUACUUUAAAAUUGAAUUUGAAAUUAAUAAAAUAUCAGCUUUCUUAAAUGUCA